Molecule: messenger RNA, 306 nt
Organism: Staurois parvus
Lineage: Eukaryota; Metazoa; Chordata; Amphibia; Anura; Ranidae
Source: the annotation of a GenBank genome assembly
AUGUAUGUGAAAUGGUUUGAUACAGUAAUGUUAUACUAUGUGAUUUUUAGUGAAUUUAGUGAAUGUCACUUUUUGUCAUUUUCAAAUUUCCCGCCGUUCCGUCCUUUGUACGUCCCAACGCUCGCAGGGGACAGAAGCCAGAUGACAGAUGCCAGAGGACAUUGCAGGGGACACUGCAGGAGGGACAUCGUGGGAGCAAAGGACAAGGUAAGUGAUCAAGGGAUUCCGGAGCAGCGCCGCAUGGUAAGCCGGAGUGUAGCUCGGGGUUACCGCUUGUGCUACACUCGGGAAUACCGCCAGGGAGGU